This is a messenger RNA of Lotus japonicus, 336 nucleotides long. RefSeq lists its product as uncharacterized. The record is from RefSeq and is a predicted model, not a curated record. Gene Ontology annotation, cellular component: nuclear speck. Gene Ontology annotation, biological process: mRNA splicing, via spliceosome. Gene Ontology annotation, molecular function: RNA binding. The coding region runs from base 1 to 336 and encodes 111 amino acids. Lineage: Eukaryota; Viridiplantae; Streptophyta; Magnoliopsida; Fabales; Fabaceae. The transcript has a single exon.
AUGGUGGAAGGACGUAGGAGACCAAGAAAGGAGUCCACUGCAACUUUCUUCUUCACUCACUUCCCAGAUAACUUUGAUGAGAGAAGAAUGUGGAAGGUGUUUGAGAGAUGGGGAAGAGUAGUGGAUAUAUACAUCCCUAGGAAGAGAACAAAGGAAGAGAAGAGGUUUGGCUUUGUAAGGAUGGUGGGAAUCGCAGACCCGGAAUACUUGGCCAGGCAAAUCGAUCAAAUGUUCAUUGGAAAUAUGAAACUAUAUGUCAAUGUCCCUAGAUUUGCGAAGGAAGGUGAUAAGGGCAGGAGAUCCGCUUUCGAUGAUCGCAGGGAAAACAAGCAGUGA